AUGGCACCCCACAACCCGAAUCAGAAGGAACCAUCCAUCACCGUGCAAAACCUUUCAUAUAAAUUCCAGGAUGGAUCUUCCGGCUUGAAUAAUUUAAACCUUGAUCUUCCUCCCGGAAGCCGAACUCUGCUCAUUGGCGCAAACGGCGCGGGGAAAACAACCCUCCUCCGCCUCCUAGCAGGCAAACGCCUAGCACCAAACAACACAAUAGCUGUAGCCGGCAUUGAUCCCUUCAAAGACGGCUUGGAGGGAGUCACUUAUCUCGGCGUGGAAUGGGUCCUCAACCAAAUCGUCCGCACGGACAUGGACGUCCCCACGCUCCUCGCCUCCAUCGGGGGUAACGUCUACCCCGAGCGACGGGAUGAAUUAGUCGAGAUUCUCGACAUUGACCUUCGCUGGCGCAUGCAUGCCGUCUCGGAUGGAGAGCGCCGCCGUGUGCAAUUGGCAAUGGGUCUGCUGGUCCCCUGGAGUGUGCUUCUUCUCGAUGAGAUCACGGUUGAUUUGGACUUGUUAUCCAGGAGUAACUUCCUUUCGUACCUUAAGCGGGAGACGGAGACGAGGCCGUGCACGAUUGUGUAUGCCACUCACAUCCUGGAUAAUCUUUCACAGUGGCCGACGCACUUGGUGCAUAUGCAUCUUGGUACUGUUAAGCAGGUGGGACCCAUUGAGCAGUUCCAGAAGGAAGUUCCUGAGACUGCUGAGAACAGCCAACUCGGUGAGCUCGUUCUCAAGUGGCUCAAGGAGGAUUUGAAGACUAGAGGGCCCAGACAUGGCCGUUCGAGUGAUAGCAAGACAUAUGCGUCUCUCGAGGGGAAGGGAGGUUAUGGAUUCGAAAAGAAGAAUUGA
This is a messenger RNA of Aspergillus ruber CBS 135680, 846 nucleotides long. Its product is annotated as putative ABC transporter. The coding region runs from base 1 to 846 and encodes 281 amino acids. NCBI's taxonomy places the organism in Eukaryota, Fungi, Ascomycota, Eurotiomycetes, Eurotiales, Aspergillaceae. The transcript has 2 exons. Gene Ontology annotation, molecular function: ATP binding; ATP hydrolysis activity. The record is from RefSeq and is a predicted model, not a curated record.